Messenger RNA from Myxocyprinus asiaticus (Chinese sucker), 7824 nucleotides. Its product is annotated as breakpoint cluster region protein-like. The transcript is spliced from 23 exons. Gene Ontology annotation, biological process: positive regulation of GTPase activity; intracellular signal transduction; protein phosphorylation. Bases 797 to 4843 code for a protein of 1348 amino acids. The record is from RefSeq and is a predicted model, not a curated record. Gene Ontology annotation, cellular component: membrane. Gene Ontology annotation, molecular function: guanyl-nucleotide exchange factor activity; protein serine/threonine kinase activity; GTPase activator activity. NCBI's taxonomy places the organism in Eukaryota, Metazoa, Chordata, Actinopteri, Cypriniformes, Catostomidae.
ACACAGAGGCAUUACGUACGUUCAGCAAACUGGAUAUCUGCUCACACUAAUUAUCAGCAGCAAAAUGGGAUAAUCGUGAGAAUCUUCUCAGAAUUUCGCCAUGCUUCAAAGCAACAGGAACUAAAAAAACCAGUCGAGGAAAGUGUUUUUCUCUCAUUUUCACGUUUGUACUAUUUGUAUUCUCCACAGACGUUGGCACAAAGGGCUCUGGGGAUAAUGGUGAUAAAAACGAUUUCACAUUAUGAGCGCAGGACAACAAGAAUACAUCGUCAGAGACACGACAGAACCAUUACAAUUUUUUAAGGCUACCAAUUUGAUUUAAAAAGUGUGUUUUUCUCUCGUCAAUGAGAAUUUUUUCACCCUGUGCGAUUUGGAGAACAGAUGCUGUCAUUGUGCUGGGGACCGGGAUUUGUGCGCGUGACAUUCUGCGAGUGGUCUCGUCGGAAUGGUACGCGAGAUGAGCGUGCGCGUGUCUUUAUUGUUUGCGCGCGACAUAACGCUCAAUAACGGUCAUCCAGUCGUUGAUGAACUUAGCGACGACGACAAAUUGGGAAACGAAAGCCUGAUACUUCUAAUGACAAUUCCUUGGACAUCAUGAGCGAAGUGUUUUGUUAACGUUUGUAUUAAGUGUCAUUUCCAUAUCCCUUAUUAUGACUGGGAACUGUCGAGUUUUCAUACUUCCCUCAGAGUUGCUUUGCUUUGGCUGAAUUCACACUCAGUUGGAGAUAGUUGAGUGUGUUUCUGACCAACUUGAUAUUUUCCCACGUCAUUCUGAGCAAAAACACAAAAACAAUUAAUGCCAACAAUGGUGGAGCCUGUGGGUUUCAUUGAAGCCUGGAAAGCUCAGUUUCCAGAGUCAGAGCCGCCAAAGAUGGAGCUGAGGUCAGUUGGGGGAAUCGAGCAAGAACUGGAAAAGUGUAAAGCUUCAAUAAAACGGUUAGAAAUGGAGGUGAACAAAGAGCGUUUUCGGAUGAUCUACCUUCAGACGCUACUGGCAAAGGAGAGAAAGAGUUAUGACAGGCAGAGAUGGGGUUUCAGGAAGCCACCUCACAUGAAUGAAGGGGACCUGCAAGCUGCAGGGGCUGAUUAUCAGCAUCUCCAUGCACAAGAGCAGGGACCGGCAGAACGCAGCAGGUUUCAACCUGUAGGGGAGACUAGAGCAAAACCAAGACCUCCCCCUGCUAGGAAGUCAGCCUCCCAUGGUGAUGGACUGGAACUACAAUCAGGGUUUGAGGCACACCAGGCAGGGCCAGUCAGUGAGACGGAUGGGCUCUCACCAUCCACACAGAGGGGCGGGGUCUCCCCUCGCAGACCCCAUCCACUCCCUGACAAGGAACUGCCUUCAGAUCCAUCCCCCAAAGACAAGCCAGGCAUGGGGCUUGGGGUGGCUGCCUUACGGUCAAACUUUGAGAGGAUCAAACGUGCUAACUCGCACUCAGCCAGUGAUGGGAAGGGUGGCCAAGAGAAACCUUUGUACACCAACGUGGAGUUUCAUCUCGACAGGGGCCUAGUGAAAGUCAAUGACCGUGAGGUCUCGGACAAAAUCGGCUCUCUUGGAAACCAAGCCAUGCAGAUGGAACGGAAGAGGUCUCUCCAUUCACUUCCUGGCAACCUUGCUACAGUGGCAGGUGAUCUGCGCACCAGGCCUGUCUAUAGGGGGCGCUCUACCGAAAGCACUUGCGGGUAUGAUGCUGAGUAUGAGGAUGGCGAGCCCAGCCCUCGCUACAGACCAAACGGAGGUAAACCACCACCACCACCAUGGCAGCCAUCUGAUUUCCAGCCAUAUACUAAUGUUUACGUUGGAGGCAUGAUGUCAGGAGAGGGUGGUGAUGGUAGGGUCACUAUGAGAGACCACGGAGGAAGCGAUGACCAUCUCCUCACCUGGCCAAGGAGGUCCUACUCACCUGGGAGUUUUGAGGAUGUGGGGGGUGGUGGAGGGGGCUACACUCCAGACUGCAGCUCUAAUGAAAAUCUGACGUCUAGUGAGGAAGACUUCUCCUCAGGACAGUCCAGUCACGUGUCGCCCAGCCCUACAACAGCCUACCGUCGGCCCCUAAGGGAGAAGAGUCGCUCACCCUCACAAAACUCUCAGAAUUCUCAGCACUCAUUUGACAGCAGCAGCCCCCCCACACCACAGACUCAAAAACGGCACAGGCAGCAACAUGUGGUGGUGUCCGAGGCCACAAUUGUAGGCGUUAGGAAAACAGGACAAAUCUGGCCCCACGAUGGAGAUUUUAUUGCCUCCAGCAGGACUUCCCAUGACAACUGUUACCAUGGAGAUCUAGAUGGUCCAUUUACGGGCACUCCUCCCACUUACUUUUACGACGCAGACCGGGCGGAGGAGCAGCGACGACACCAUGACAUCCUGCCCUACAUCGAUGACUCUCCCUCUUCUUCCCCUCACCUUAGCUCCAAGAGCCGCAGCAGUCGAGACACCCUCUCCUCUGGCUCACUCGAGUCCUCCAAGUCUGCUGAGUUGGACCUGGAGAAGGGCUUGGAAAUGCGGAAAAGGGUGUUGUCUGGAAUCUUGGCCAGUGAAGAGACCUACCUCAGCCACCUGGAGGCGCUGCUACUGCCCAUGAAGCCCCUGAAAGCAGCGGCCACCACUUCCCAGCCUGUCGUGACUGUUCAGCAGAUCGAGACCAUAUUCUUUAAAGUGCCUGAACUCUACGAGAUCCACAAAGAAUUCUACGAUGGCCUUUUACCCAGAGUGCAACAGUGGAGUCACCACCAAUGUGUGGGAGACCUUUUCCAAAAACAAGCAAGCCAGCUUGGAGUGUACAGGGCCUUUGUGGAUAAUUACGAACUUGCUGUGGAGACUGCGGAGAAGUGCUGUCAAGCUAACACGCAGUUUGCCGAGAUCUCUGAGAGUCUCAAGGUCAGGAGCACCAAGGAGUGCAAGGACCUGACAGCCAAAUACUCACUGGAAACUCUGCUCUAUAAACCAGUGGACAGAGUGACCAGGAGCACCCUCGUUUUACAUGACCUUCUGAAACACACACCCUCUAGUCAUCCAGACUACCCUCUGCUUCAAGACGCCCUCCGCAUCUCUCAGAACUUCCUGUCAAGCAUUAAUGAAGAGAGCACACCUCGCCGCCAGUCCAUGACAGUGAAGAAGGGAGAGAACCGUCAGCUGUUGAAGGACAGCUUCAUGGUGGAGCUUGUGGAAGGGGCGCGGAAACUACGCCAUGUUUUCCUCUUUACUGACCUCCUGCUCUGUGCGAAACUGAAGAAACAGAUUGGAGGGAAGAGCCAGCAGUAUGACUCUAAGUGGUAUAUUCCUCUCUCGGACCUCACCUUUCAGACAGCAGAGGAGUCGGAGCCCCUUUCUAUCCCACAAGCCGCUGACGAGGAACUGGACGCUAUUAAGAUCAAGAUCUCUUCCCUCAGGAGUGAGAUCCAGAGAGACAGGGUAAAUUAUAUCUACAGCAAGAGGGCCAACAAAGGGUCAAAAGUUGUGGAGAGGCUGAGGAAGAAGCUGUCAGAACAGGAAUCUCUACUGCUGCUGAACUCUCCCAACAUGCCCCUUAGAGUGCACAACCGCAAUGGAAAGAGCUACACGUUUCUGAUCUCGUCAGACUAUGAGCGUGCGGAGUGGAAGGAACUAAUUCGAAAACAGCAGAAAAAAUGCUUUAAGAGCUUCAGCCUGACCUCCAUGGAGUUGCAGAUGCUCACAAACUCUUGUGUCAAACUCCAGACGGUCCACCACAUCCCCCUCACUGUCAAUAAAGAGGAAGAUGAAACCACUGGACUGUAUGGAUUCCUGAAUGUAAUUGUCCAUUCUGCCUCUGGACUUAAACAGAGCUUAAAUCUGUAUUGCACAUUAGAGGUGGAUUCCUUCGGCAUCUUUGUGAAUAAAGCCAAAACAAGAGUGUACAGAUACACCACAGAACCCAAGUGGAACGAGGAGUUUGAGAUUGAGUUAGAGGACUCCGAGACAUUGCGUCUACUGUGCUACGAGAAGAGCUACAACAAAGCCAAGAUGAACAAAGAGGAUUGGGAGAGCACGGACAAAAUAAUGGGCAAAGGACAGAUGGCGUUGGAUUCUCAGAUGCUCCAGGGUAAAGACUGGCAGAGAACCGUUAUCCCUAUGAAUGGGAUUGAGGUGAAGAUAUCAAUGAAGUUUACCAGCCGGGAGUUCAGCCUGAAGAAAAUGCCCUCAAGGAAGCCAAUGGGUGUGUUUGGAGUAAAUAUCUCCACUGUGACAAAACGUGAGCGCUCUAAAGUUCCCUACAUAGUCAGACAAUGUCUGGAGGAGAUCGAGAGAAGAGGAAUGGAGGAAGUGGGCAUAUACCGUGUCUCAGGAGUGGCUACUGACAUCCAGGCGCUCAAAACUGCCUUUGACACCAAUAAUAGGGAUGUGUCAGUAAUGAUGAGUGAGAUGGAUGUGAAUGCCAUUGCUGGAACGCUGAAGUUGUACUUCAGGGAGCUUCCAGAGCCCCUGUUCACUGAUGAGCUCUACCCUAACUUUGCAGGAGGCAUUGCUCUUUCAGACAGCGUAGCUAAAGAGAGCUGUAUGCUGAACCUCCUGCUGUCUCUACCAGAGCCCAACCUGGUCACCUUCCUCUUCCUGCUGGAUCAUCUCAAGAGGGUUGCGGAAAAGGAGAGCAUUAACAAGAUGUCUCUUCACAAUCUGGCCACCGUGUUUGGCCCGACACUGCUAAGACCUGCGGAGAAGGACAGCAAGAUCCCCACUAACCCCACACAGCCUAUCACAAUGGGAGACAGCUGGUCCCUGGAGGUUAUGUCACAGGUGCAAGUUUUGCUGUAUUUUCUUCAGCUGGAGACCAUCCCUACACCAGACAGUAAGAGGCAGAGUAUCCUGUUUUCCACAGAGGUGUAACGGAAUACUUACUCCCAUUCUAAGUCUCACACCAGUGUGAGAGAGAGAGAAAGAGCGCGUGUGUCCACCCACGGGAUAUUACGGACACUGGAAUGCACAAGAGCGAAUCCUUCUGGACAAAAGUGGAAUUGCUUCGUCUUUCGCUCAUUUUCUAGAUGUAGCCACUAGAGGGCACUGCAACCUUUUAAAUUUUGAGGAACUCACACUUGGAGCACACCUUGAAUAAUACUGAACCCUAAAUGUUCCCUAAAGCAGCUAAUUUUUCUCUGUUUAUCAAUGUCUGUUCAGCACCUUUGCUCUUCAUUUUCACAGAUAUUGGUUGAUAAUAGAUCCCUGAGCAUGCUCUUACAUCAUGUACAUGGGCCUCUAACGCUGUCAAAUAUGCUGGUGACAGUAAAUUCUCUCUGCUGGCUCUUUUAUGUUUGUCCUCGUACGUUGUAUGUUCCCAUUUGUCACUGUUGAAAACACACUUGCUCUUUCUGUGCUGCUAUCAAUUCAAUAUCCAACCCCAAAAAGUAACAGAUUUAUGUCAGUGUACAGUAGCCUUUUAUACAAUAGGCGAUACUUACAACUUCGUAUUGCAGUCAUUUAAAGAACUUAAUUUAGGAUUUGUGUGUAAAGUGGUGGUUGGUUCAGUUAUAGUCAGGGUUGAUGUGAUUCUAAGUUAGAGAAACUAUCCAAUAAUUGAUUUCCUGAGUAAAGUCUAAUUAUUCUUUUCUUUCUUUUUUUGCCCAUACCUCUUUUUCAAGCAAUAUUUAAGAUUUGGGGAGUGUGUUUAAACAUUAAAAAAUAUGAUACUUUUUUUUAAUCUUUUUUUUUUUUAAUUUUUUUUUUUUUUUUUUUUUAUAUUUUGCGAGAAAGAAACUUUCAUACAGAUCUAAGUACUUAAUUAAGAGCAUCUAUAUAUUUUUCUUCUGUUUUUUUUAUGCAAUACAAAUACAAUAAUUAUGGUUAUUUAUUUGUGGACAUAUCAACAUCAGUGUCCUUUCAAAGUAUGUCUGCGAUUAUCAAUUAUGUUAAUUUAGUCCGUGUUGUGAAGUACUGUAGAGUCCUUGCAUAUACUGUUUUUUCUGUUUUAUCUCAAUCUGAAUCUUUGCUUAAGCAGAAAUAACAUCAUAAGCACUCAUUCAGCACAGCUAAAUGCCUGAAGACUCUGUCAUUAAUUUGAUGAUGCUCAUAUUAUGCUAAAGAUAGCACAACAACAUCAGUGUUUCCCCUGCCAUAUAUCUACUGUUGAGAGAUAAUCAAUUGGAGAGAUUUUUUUUUUUUUACUUCAAAAUCUUCCCUCUCCUUAACAUCCAUCAAAUCUCUCCAGCUUCACACACUGUGGUUUAUUUCUCACUAAAUACAAUUCAGACUAACUAAACAGCAGUGCCUCUCUGUCUCAUUGUAAGACUUUAAGGUAAGACAAUAAUGCUGUAUAAUAGCACAAACAGAGAACACUGAUGUUUAUGUUGCCCCUGUGUCAUGUCAGAUGUUUUAAUGACGUAUAGGUUAUUUUCAGAAUGAUGCAAUACAGCUACUGUUUCCUGUUUUCAACUAUUACAGCCCCUGCUUAUCUAUAUUGUCUUUAUAGCAUUUAUGUUAAUUAUAUAAAUAAAAGUUAAUGCUCUUAGUUUUUUGUUAUUUUCGGUUGAAGAGUUAAAAAGGUGCUUUAUUUACUUUAACAUGCUGGCAUGUUCGUUGAUUUAAAGUGGGGUUUUUUUAUGUUUGUUUUGAUAAUUGUUGUUUGUGCGUUUUAUGCAAUGUUAACGUUAAACCAAAUUCUGGCUACUGUAGAAGGAUUUUUUGAAAAUUGCAACAUAUCUGUAAAAAGGGGACCUGUACGACAAAUGAAAAGGAAUUUCUAUUAAUUCACUGUAUGAAGUCAUUUUAUAUUGUUAACUAUGUGCAUACCUUGUACGUCCUCUUCUCUGGCUGCGUUUGUCUUUAACCUUGAUUGUCAGCACUAAAUGGAAAUGUUCUGUCUUGCACCCAUCCAAGCUACAGCAUUCAUAAAUGUUAUGUAAUUUAAAUGUUAAUCUUCAUUUUACAACAUCACAUGUGUGACUGAAAGGGUGUACUGUAGACACCAAAGUGUCCUGGAGAUAUGAUUGACUGUAAAAAAAGCAUUGGAGCGUAUGAAGGCCCUUUUGUCACUUGUCAAACUGUCCACAUUUGCAGCUUCGCAUUACAUUGUUUUCUGUGACAAAUGAUGGAGAAAAAAUGAAAUCAUAAAUCAAAGACAGGAAAAAAAAAACUGUGAUAUAUUGCUCUCAGAAAGCAGGUGAUAUUAGGUCAUACAAAAAUGUGUUAUUCUUUUUUUUAUGUGCUUAAUUUGAUUCUUGAAUGUUACUGGGAUAAGAAUUUUGGAGCAUUGGAAAUUGUGCCAGUUAAAUGGGAGAGAUACAGAGCAUGAUAAUUGCGAAGCUAUUAUUUGCAGUGCCUGUAGUUUAAUAACUCAUGUGUUUACAUUUCUUAUAAAAAAUAAAAUAUGAGAUUGAUUAAAUUGUAUUGCACACUCUGAGAAAAGUCUACAAACAAGCUCACGUGGCCUGUAAUUCGUUACAAAUUGUCUACGCUCUGAAAAUGUAUGUUCUGUUAAAUUAUUCAAUUGACUAACUGAUUCAAUCUGUUCUACUUCUCUUAAAGUCUUCUAUGGAAACAAGUGAUAGAUAGGUGCAAAGAGUGAUGCUGGAGUAUCCACAAAGUGUAACUGUUUUAAAUCCACCGUCUCAUCCACUGUAGUGUUAUCAUGGGUUAUGUUGAAAUUUUGCCUUUAAAUACAUGAUGAGACAUGCUGGACAUUCACUGGGACAGGCUAUGGAUUCGCUCCCUUUUUCUUCUUAGGUUUUUGUCACUAUUUAUUCUUGCUAAUACCUUAAUGUUCUGGUUAUAGGACUGUACAAAUAGAUAUUGAAUUCUGCAGACUGAAAUGUUUGGAAGGCAUUUGUGGCCUCUGUUUGUACACAAAAUGUUGAAUAAAACCUGUAUUAGAGAAA